ACGUGUUCCUGCCGUGUCCCAAACGUAAGUGACGUGACAACAAGAGAAUACAGGAGGAAGCCGUUUGCCUCGCGAAAGAUGUUGGAGCCCGUUCAGUGCUUCAGACUUUCGUGCCCAUGCCAUGCCAGGACCGAAUGGUCGUGUUGAUGGCACUCAAAGCUUGCCCGAUCUGAAGGAUUGGCCUUUGCCAAUCCUCGAGCCUGUUCCGACCUUUUGGGUUGGACCGAAGCCUCAGACCCAGGUCCUGGCCAUCCCGGUCUCUCGGGGCAGCGCCAGUGGUCGUAGCACCCCAUGGCGGCCGUCGACCUCCAAGCAAGUCGAGCCGUCGGCCUUGCCAUGCUUGCAAUGGAAUACGCGCUGGAGAAAGGAUUUGCCAAUCAAAAAGGAUGCCGAGAGCUGGUGGAUGGGCGAGGUCUGGGGAAGCUCGCGGAAGCUCCCGUCUUUGCAUGCACAGCAACACCGGGGUGACAUGUCAAAGGCAAGCUCUGGACCGCCCGGACCCGAAAGGCAGAUUGGAGCUUGGCCAGCGAGCCCCGGGAAGACUCCGCACGAAGCUGGAGGGCGAAGUGACAGCAAGAAGAGAGACAAGAGCUUCAGCAGAGCUCGCUCCAUGACCGAGAGUGUGGCAUCCUUUGAUGAAGAGGAGGAGAGGCCCAACUACGAGUUCUUGAGGUCUGGGAUGCACUGCCGGAGGCAAAUCACAAUGACCGAGCGCAAGAGAAACCACAACGCUGCCCUGGCCCGCGACAAAGCCUAUGUCCAGAAGCUCCUGAAAGAGGGCAAGGAGAAGCCGGAGCACCGACUGGCACGGGAGGAGGUCAUCGACGAACACUGGCUCCAAGCGGCCUUUGCGCCGGUCACACAGCCUGAAAAAUAUUUACCUCCAGCCCUGACGGGGCUGCCAUUGACGCGGCAGCAGGUGAAGCAAGUCACAGAUGUGACCUCGAUCACCCGCCGUUCCAGCGCUGUGGCCAUGGAACCCAAUGAAAUGGCACUGGAGAUUCCGGAAAUCCAGGAAGCCUUCAAGGUCUGCAGCCUCUUCUGUGCCCUCACCACGCCGGGCAUGAACAAUGCAGGCGGUGACCCUCCAGUGAUGAGCAGGCAGACCUUCUGCCAUUUGGCCUGUGCAGCAGAGGGCUUUGCAUCGUGGAAUGGUGGUCAGCCACGCUUGUGUCGAGCAGUGCGACAUUUUGAUAGCCUCACAGAAGAGGUCUUGGGGAAGACCAGUAGCACAGCGACCUCGGGGAUUGUCCUCCUGGAUUGUCGGUCUCCAGCCGUGGAAAACACCCCCAUGGCCCGGCUCUUUGCGAAGAUUGCGCAGGACUUGGUGAAAGACUUCGACAAGGGCUUGGAGUUCGACGCCGUGGCCCAGCGCGGGCGCGCCGAGUUCCAAGCGCGCGACCGGAUCUUCACCCGGCUGCUGCCCCAGGCGGCCAAGUAUGCCAUCCGUCGCCAGCGCUAUGUCAACGAGCAAACGAGUCAGAUCAAGCACGUGCUGGAGAAGACUGAGGCGAAGCCCAAUCAGCUGAGGGAAAGGGAGAAAAUGGAGAAAGAGAGGGAAAGAGAGAGGGAGGAGAAGCUGAACUUGCAGGACCGAAAUCGCUUGCAAGUGGGCGUCCGCAGUCCGAAGCCCCGCAGUCGUCCUCCCAGCCGCCUCACGACUCCAAGCACACCAUACAAGCCGGACAAGGAGGAUCCACCGCGCAGCGCAGGCACCGAUAAGGCUUCCGAGCUGCAAGAGGAGGGUAAAGACCUCUACUUCAAUACGUUGCUGCAGAUGAAAGGCGAAGGCCUGUUGGGCCACCUCUUCGAGCCCGAGGUGUUGCACUUCAUGGCCCAAACUAGCCAUGUCUUCCAGACGAUCUUCAAAGCGUAUGCCGACAUACCUUCGACGACUGGUGAAGGGCACAUGUCGCUGGCUGCCUUGGUCCGCUUUGGGGCAGACUUUGGGCUUUUUCCACACAAGGUCGAUUUCCAGACGGUGCAGUGGCUCUACAACACCGAGUGCCGGACGGCCAACCCCAGUGUAGACCAGAUGGACAGUAGAGCGGGCAGCGCCGGGACGUCUCCGCCGCGCCGCAAGGGCAGGAAGGCCAUCAUCAAGGAGGAAGAUGGCUUCUUGUACCAAACGAAAUGGUUGAAGCCACACCUCGCCUGGAUGAGCAAGGAACCCUCGCGGAUGACGGAGGUGGAGAUGAGAUCCGUCUUCAUCUUGACCGCGAUAGAUGAUUGGCUAGAAAGCCACAACCUCAAGGUCUCAGAGAUCUUUGCCAACACCCACGCGACGAGCGGCACCUUCAACGCACAGGAUCUGCAGUUGGUGGUAAACUUCAUGGAUUUCGAGGAUCCUCCAACGGCUGAGGAAAUCCAAGCAUUAGCAGGCCUGCUGAUCGUGCGGCAGCCCCUCACGGCCAUUGACUUUCCCACUCUGGAGAUGGCUCGUGUCGCCGCACGGCUCACGAAAGAGAGUCGCAGCAGGGCGAGGAACUGUUUCCUGAAGGAUUUGGCCAAGAUGAGCAAGGUCGAGUCGAGCGCGCAUCUCUUCUUUACGGAGCUGACCGCCAACCUCGAGUUUCGGGGCUUGGCUCCGGAGUCCUUCUACAGGAUGCUGGAUGUGGACCAUUCAGGUCAAGUGCCAGUGAAAGUCAUUGUGCGGCAGGCGCGAUCUCUUGAGAAGAUGGAGCCUGGAGUUUGGACGGCUGCGAUGACCGUUGAAAACCCUUUUGCUUUCAUUGGCAAGACGGUUGAGGAUGAUAUCUCGAGAGAGGAGUUCAUUGAUCUCUUUGAGGAGAUCAAAGAGGCACGCAGGUUGAGGGAAGCAAGCUUCGAGCAAAAGCAUCCUCUUUUCAUCUCCUCUGGUACUGUGCAACCUCCCAAUUCCAAGGACUCUCCCUUCGCCGCGGAAGGGUUUGUGAAGGUGAUCAUGAAGAUGGGCCUCUUCUACCUGUCGCACUAUGGCACUGAAGCUCAGGCACAGCUGUCCUCCCACCACAAGCUCUUGUGGCUUUUCCUGUACAUGCACUGGUAUUUCGAUGGCUCACGCCAGAGGGCUGAAGAGCUUUUGCGCCAGUCUGGCUUUGAGAGGCGUUCGAAGAGCUCGAGGCCCUCGAGCCGCGACUCGCGGCCGCCCUCGCGGCCGAGCAGCCGGGGUGAUGCGGCUGGACGGCGCUAUCCGAAGCAUUUGCCAGCGAUGCGGCGGCUACUGGCCAGACAUCCCACCCUCUUCAUGGGUGUGGGAGAGGUGGCCUUGCCAGAGUGGGCGACCCCGAACCGCACGGCGGACGUGGUGGUUCAAGCGGCGUUUCGCACACUACGAAUACAGGAAAGCGCUGCGGAAGGAGAAGAUAGCUGGAAGGUGGAAGGCCUCGAGGACGACGACGAUGCGCUAGGGGCCAUCGAGGAGGAUCCGUGCUCAUCUCUGCGAGGUGCCAUUUCGCUGGAGCAGACCCUCCUGGGCACCGCCUGCCAUGGGCACCAACUCGCCGAAGCUUCGAGCGACCUCUCGGAGUGAAGCGCUGUACGGGACUUCAAUGUUAUGAAAUGGUUAAUGCAGAGUCCCCAGAUUUUUCCUUGAAAACACGAAGUGUUUCUUGUUCAGCAGUCCAAAGCUGACAUUCCCGAUGAAAAUUAUAGAACAUGCUGCUUCCUCUGAU
Durusdinium trenchii is the source of this 3653-nucleotide messenger RNA. Lineage: Eukaryota; Dinophyceae; Suessiales; Symbiodiniaceae. The record is from the annotation of a GenBank genome assembly.